Molecule: messenger RNA, 5639 nt
Organism: Suillus bovinus
Lineage: Eukaryota; Fungi; Basidiomycota; Agaricomycetes; Boletales; Suillaceae
Product: Dopey, N-terminal-domain-containing protein
Exons: 28
Coding region: 157-5538 (1793 amino acids)
Biological process (GO): Golgi to endosome transport
Cellular component (GO): trans-Golgi network; endosome
Source: RefSeq, a predicted model, not a curated record
ACCUUAAUUUGGUACAACUAGUACUAAUACGUAGCUUGCAACCCUCAGUCUCACUGAACGCGGUCUCUACUCGAGUUUGCGGCUUGUGGUGCUUCGCGGUAGGCCAUUUACAGGGUCGGGACACACAACAAUAUACCAGCCGCGUCUCAACCAGUCAUGUCCAACAAAAGCCCUGCUAUCGCGCAGACUAGCACUGGUGGAACCUCAGGCACGAACGUGGCUGCGGUACUAGACACUACGAAAUCGAGUGCCAGGGAGAAACUGCAUCAAACAUAUGCUUCUGAUCCAAAAUAUAAGAAGUACACGCAACAAGUGGAGAAAUGUCUCAAUGCAUUUGAUAAUGUACACGAGUGGGCAGACUGCAUCGCGUUUCUGAAGCAAUUGUUGAAGACGUUUCAAUCAUACAUGCAAUUCAAGGAGAUCCCGUAUAAGCUCAUUGUUGCUAAACGGUUGGCACAGUGCUUGAAUCCUGCUUUACCGACUGGCGUGCAUCAACGUGCUCUGGAUGUUUAUACGCAUAUACUUUCUGUGCUUGGGACGGAAGGUCUCAAACGGGAUUUGCCACUAUGGUCGUCCGGCCUGUUCCCGUUCUUUGAGUAUGCUGCUACAUCAGUCAAGCCAAUACUGCUGACCAUAUAUGACACGCAUUACUUGCCUUUACAAGCUGGUCUACGACCUGUGAUGAAGUCGUUCAUCCUUGCCCUACUUCCGGGUCUUGAAGAGGAGACUGGCGAAUUCUUCGAAAAGGUGCUAAGCCUACUCGAUCGACUGUCAGCAACUGUUUCUCCUGUAUUCUUCAUUCAGAACAUAUGGCUCAUCAUGAUAACCAUGGCCUCGGCACGCGGAACCGCUCUGAAUUUCCUUUCUCGCAGACUACCUCGAUUACACGCAGACGAAGACAUCACUCAGAUAGUAGGUAGAGAUAUAGGGCUUAUGAUCCGUGCGUUCGCAGCUGCACUCGAGGACGACAAUUUGUUGGUUCGAAGAGGCGCGCUCGAUAUUCUCUUGCAGUCGAUGCGAGUCGAUAGCGCUGCUAUAAAACGAGCGCAUUCGGAAGAUACCGUCAUACUUAUGAGGGCUGCAACUGGCGUAGUCCUGCGUCGGGAUCUGUCACUUAAUCGACGACUUUAUACCUGGUUGCUAGGUCCGGAUGAGAAGAGCGAGAACCAAACCGUGUUCCUGCGACAGCAUGCUCUUCAGUUAUUGAAUACCACGCUCAAGGAUGAAAUGUUUGCGCCUUCAGGGGAGUACUCUGAAUCAAGACCUUUCAAGAUCUUCAUUUCGUUGUUGGACAAGUGGGAGAUAGGGUCGGCCUUAACUGAUGUUCUUAUAUUGGAUGCUCUUAAGGCAAUCCGAUUUCUGAUGCAGCGAGACGCGGAGGAGCAUAAUGAGGAUAUUUCUAUGACUGCCAGUACGCUAUACGAGGCUGUCGAACCCAGUAUUCUUUGGAAGCAGUUGCUGGCAGCAAUAAUGAAAGAUUUGACCGAAGACAACAAAACUGGGGCAAUUGACUUGACAUUAUUCCUACUGCGUUCACUCCCUAUGCAAGAUGACGAAGUUCGCAGCCUUCAUCUACCAGUUAUUUUUGCUGCCAUAACGGAGGAGCUGCAGCGUGAGAUCAACGAUGACCCAUCCAAGGCUGCCCAAGCUUCUGUCCGGGAAUGUUUGGCUCUGCAAGAGGAAAUUUUCCAACACAUACCUCUAGAAUCUCUCAGUCAGCGUCCCGGGCUGAAUGCAGCAGUUGAGACAUCAACUUCGUCUCUGAGCUCACUCGCAUUCGCCCAUGCAUUUUACGGACUUGAAUUCACUGAAUCAAAUCCGAGCAGUGAGGUGCUCAAUCCUUUGGUGGCUGUUUUAGAACAUAUGUUCCGUAUAAGUCAAGCGCUCUCACGAUCCAUCUCGGCUCAGCAAGGGGGCUCGAUAGAACUUCGAGCAGCAUUAUCACAGGUGUUGCGAGUCUUGUCGGGCGUUGUCUGUGCGGUAGAUAGAAGUUAUGACACGUCUCUUAGUCUAUCAUGGGAACCUUCUGAAUGGCUGUACUCUAUGCUCGAUUGUCUUGACCUUGAGGCCGUCAGUUUCACCCUGGUGGACCAGGUGGUGUCUUUGAUAUUGUCUUUGCAUGGUGCUCAGAAGCUCAGCCCAAAGCUGUCGAUGGAUAAAAGACCCGUCGUUAGCUGCAUGGUGAAGAAGCUUUUCAGAUACCUCCACCAAGACCUGGCUACUUGCCAUGUGCGAGCUGUCAGUCUCAUAUGGUCCAUAGAAUCAACAUCACGGCCUCAUGAAGUUGAGUCGAUAAUAGCCCAGAGCAUGUGUUCUCCUGAGUCGAGAAACGUCUAUGAGGCGUACGAGGCUUUUGGAGUACUUUGGCGGUUGUCAGAGGAUGAAUCACUUCCUGGAGUGCGCUUGAAGGUGCCAUUGAUGAUAGUUUUGGAGACCUUGAAGCACGAUGAUCCAACCCUACGACGCGUUGGAGAGACAUGGAUGCGAUGCAAUUUGAGGUCGUAUAUCAGGGUCUUGGAACCUGUUCUCCGCGAUCUUCUGGACCCUUCUAUUCAUCGAAUAUCCAGAAUUAGCAGAGUGAGCGGCAAAGAAAUCAGGGGCUUCGUUUACGAGAGGUCAUUUGACCAGCGCUAUGUCGCUCACCUUCUCGAGAUUUUGCUCUCAAUCGUCCAAUUUGGUGGUCAAGGUUUUUCCAAGUCUGCGCGCGGCACCUUCUUAAGGCGUUCAUGCGAUCCCGUGUUGCUCCAGAGGCUUAGCUUAGCUGGGGUGGACGCCAAUGCAAGCUACCUAGAUGCACUCAUCGAGGUAUUAUCGAGGUUCCUUCAAUCCGAACCCAAAGAUCAAGAUGCUCCGGUUAUGCAUCCACUAAACACGGUCAUACAAUCCUCCGCCAUAGACCUUCUCCAAACCAUUGUGGCUCGCGGAGAGAUUGAAACGCUCGCCAUUGAAAUUCUCGAACCAACAGUCAUCGGCAAACUGUUCCUCUGCAUCCAUCUGCAUCGGUUAGACCUGCAAAACAAGUUACUGCGGUUCCUCCACUCCAUUAUAUCAGCCUCGACAUCUUACGCCUACAACGGGAACUCGCCUCCCGAGGAUCGAAGUACAGAAGGGUCGCAGGAAUCAGGGAAAAGGGGUUACACUGUCAACUCCCUGCUAACACAAACCAUCAUAGAUGGUAUUACGAUCCCGCUGAAUCGUCCCGUGAUGCAGCACUGGUUAGAUUUUGUGCUGAUGGCGGUUCCCCAGUUCCAACCUGCCCUUCAGAGCGUUAUUUCUCCUAUUGCUGAUUGUCUUUGCCGACAACUACGCUUGCUCCUCUCAGAUGCACUAAAAGCGAGCCAGCCAAUACCUAACGAGAGGUAUCCUCGGGUUGCGACUGAUGCUGAAUUCACCAUGCUUCUCAACGCGCUCGAGCGGUUACUUGUGCUUGGAUUGACUCAAAAGUCAGAUGCUAAUUCACAAGAGGAUGACACUCCAGUUCAGGAAAAACCUGGGGCUGAGUCGGGAGGUAUCUUGGGAUAUGUCUCAAAUGUCUUCACCACAGAUAACGCAUCUGCUGCUGUCGAAGAUCAGCUGACGUCACACUCACCUGGGUACAAAUCUCUUCAUGAUGGCAUUCGUGUGUUACUCGCGAUAUGGGUUAACAUGGUGUGGCGUGACACCACUGGCCUGCGGCCAGAGGCGGAUUCGCUGUCUAUGAUUUAUAAUCGGACACAUGCUCGCUGUCGAAGAGUCCUGGAGCACCUAUUCCGCGCUUACCCUACGGAAGUGUUGGAAUCCGUCAUUGAAUGCUGGGAUCAUGAUGCAUUGCUGCGCUCCAAGGGCUCUGACCAGCCUGCGACAGGUAUCUUUGGCUUGGUUGAUGUCUUGAUCGCUAGUGCACAAAACGCGGUGCAUAUGAUCUGCGAUAGUAUAUCAAUUCGCAUUUCCAACACCUCGGAGCGCAGUAGGAAACCCGCAAAUGCAAAUCUAUCCGACAUCGUCCUAUUCAACUUCUUGGAGCGAUAUUUCCAACGGCUUGAAGGGCCUCUGGCUCUUCAAGUGUGGAGUCGAUUUAUGCAGCUCGCGAAAGACCUGGCGUCAAGUCGGGAUUUCAAGGUCCAGGUCUUCUUGGCAUUGAAGUGCUUGUGCGUUUUAGGCGACAAAGUUACUCAGACCACUGCCAUAGAUGACAAACGCAUCAGGAAAGAUCUCCAGGAAACUUUUGGAAAGCUCCUUGAUGCAUGCGUUACUUUUGUAGGUAAAUCGACAGAUCAACCAAAUUGGAUAAGGCGUACCACGAAAGAGUCGGUCACAAAUGGUCGAUCCUCCCCUGCUCUCCGUGGUGUCUCAGAUUCGAAGCAGGACGAGAAACCAGAUUCCAGUACUGCUACGCCUUCGGACAAUGGCAAGCCGACUUGGGGGGCAGAGUUACCCUCCCAGAUCACCGUAUUCAUAGCAUCAACAGUUGUUCCAGAGCUGCGCCGAUUUUUGAUGGAUAACGACAAGGUAGCAAGUGCUUGUAGCAACAUCGUGUAUUACAUCGUGAGCCCAGGCAUCAAAAUGAAGGCCAGGCCUCUGGAUGCUGAUGUGGUUGUGGUCGACAUAUUUCGGGAGAUGAUCAAAAUCCCACCUGCGAUGAAGGUUUGGCGAGUGGCAGUGAUGGAUGUCCUUUACGAUCAUCGCAUCUUCAACUCGAAUUCUAGCGUUGCUAUGAAGUGGAAACCCAUCAUCAAAGCAGUAUUUGAUAGUGAUAAAACUUCUUUCCCUGACCUUCUUAGUCGUGUUGCUACGUCGCCCUCGGCCAAUAUCUUCACGAAUCGAGAGCAUGAGAUGCUUCUACGAUCCUUAAACUUGCGACGGCUUGCAUUGGUCCUCUUCACAGGAGAGAAAAAUCAUUUCUUGACUCAACUUCCGGCUAUACAGGAGAAAUUGGUGGAUAUCCUGCGCAAUGUUCCAUCUCCGAUUGUUCAAUGUGAAGUCUACCUGUGCAUACGAGUGUUGUUGUGCCGCCUGGCUGCACAUAGUAUGACGAGCUUUUGGCCCGUGAUUCUCACUGAAUUAUACCGAAUAUUUGCACAAAUCAUUGAUUCGGUACCUUCAGAUGGCUCAGAAGAUCUACAACUGAUCCUGUCAGCCAGCAAAUGCCUUGAUUUGCUGCUUACCCUCCAGACAGAAGAGUUCCAGAUACAUCAGUGGAUAUUCAUUACCGAUACUGUGGAUGCCGUAUUUCGCCCUGACGAUUGGUCCCCAGAAUCGAUGUUCGACCAGCUCGCUGAAGUAGUUGGCAGUUUACCUAUUCCAGAACCUCGAGAACCACAAAAUAUUGGGCUAUCACUGCCAACAUCAACUUCCCUUGCUUUCCCUGCCCAUUCUGAUCGUGCUUUACGGAAGCCCAUACUAAAAUCAAUCCGUCAGAUUGACUCCAUCAGGGACCUUUUUCCAUUCUUCUCUCACGUGAGCAUUUCAUCUUACGAGAGUGUGUAUGCAAGUAGUGGGAACAUCGAUUGGGAGGCAGUUGAGCAGGGAGUUUUGGACGAUAUGUUCGACGGUCGUUGAGAGGAUGAACCGUUUUGUUGGUUGUCUCUCUAGGAUGUACAUGGGAUCUGUUCGCUGUUCUAUACGCAAAGCAUAAGGGUAUAUAUAGAUGCGAAUGAAUU